AUGGGAACGGAGGGGCGAGACGGUGGUGGCGGGGCCCUCUUUGAGACCACGGCGGCGGAGGGGCGGCAGGGGUACAGGCUCUUCGCGGGUUCAGUGUUGGUGGGAAUCUCUCUUAUCUGGGCUUACAGAGCUACCCACAUCCCGGCGGAGGGCGGAGCAAAGUGGGCUUGGAUAGCCCUGCUCGCCGCCGACGUCUGGUUCGGCCUUUACUGGCUCCUCACUCAGUCCGUCCGCUGGAGCCCCUCCCGCCGCCAAACCUUCAAGAAUCGCCUCUCCCAAAGGUACCCAUCUCCCUCUCUUUCUCCGCCUUUCUCUUACCCUCUCUAUCUAUCUAUCUAACGGGGGAGGGAGGAAGAAGGUACAAAGAGGAGUUGCCGACGGUGGACGUGUUCGUUUGCACGGCGGACCCGAAGAUCGAGCCGCCGGCGCUGGUGAUGAACACGGUGCUGUCGGUCAUGGCGUACGACUACCCGCCGGAGAAGCUCAGCGUGUACCUCUCCGACGACGGCGGGUCGGAGCUCACCUUCUACGCCCUCCUGCAGGCGGCGGGCUUCGCUCGGGAGUGGAUCCCCUUCUGCCGCCGGUUCCAGGUCGAGCCCCGUUCGCCCGCCGCCUACUUCCGCGCCGCCACCGCGGCGCCGCCCACCGCCGCCGCCGACGAGCGGCGAGCCAUCGAGGUAAUAAUGCUGUCGGAGUUCUUUAUAAGAUCCCUUCCUCCCAUCUCAUGGUUUCGACGAGUGAGGAGGGUUUGACUUUUUUCAACCUAACAGAGAUAGAAACGCCCACCGACACAUAAUUUCGACAUCUAGUGAUCCGGGCCGUCCUUUUUUGGAUCAUUGGGUUGACUUUCUCCUAUCCCUUCCAUUAUUUGUACAUAUCAACAAAUGGUUAAUAUGGUAUUUCAAUUCUCUAUUUAAUUUGAAAAUUAUAGUAAUAUUUUGGACGAUUGGUCGUGAAUGGCUAAUUAAUUCCUCAAUAUUAUCUUCCCAUUAUUCGUAAUUACUGCAGAAACUGUACAAGGAGAUGGAGGAGAACAUCCGUACGGUCACCGAGCUGGGAAGGAUACCGGAAGACAUCCGCGGAGAGCACAAGGGAUUCCUAGAAUGGCUUCCGGGAACCACUUCUCGGGAUCACCAGUCCAUAGUCCAGGUAACUCAUUCUCAGCAAUCUUUUAUCUUCCUGGGCUCUUGAGUUAUUUUCGUGCCUAUAUUUUUAUAAACAAUUAAAAAUAAAACAAAAUCAAUAAAUAUACCAACAGAUACUGAUCGAUGGGAGAGAGCCGGAUGCUGUGGAUGUCGACGGCCGCCCACUGCCGACCCUCGUCUACGUGGCCCGCGAGAAGAGACCUCACCGCCACCAUAACUUCAAAGCUGGGGCGAUGAACUCCUUGGUAACUCAUCAUCAUCAUCAUCAUCAUCAUCAUCAUCAUCAUCAUCAUCAUCAUCAUCAUCAUCAUGGGGGGAUCAUAAUCAUGAUCAUCAUUGUGAUGGUCGUGGUGAUCGCAGAUGAGGGUCUCGUCGGAGAUAAGUGGGGGGCGGAUGAUACUCAACGUGGACUGCGACAUGUACUCGAACGACUCGCAGUCGGUGAGGGACGCGAUGUGCUUCUUCAUGGACGAGGGGGCAGGGGAUGAGAUCGGCUACGUCCAGUUCGCUCAGAAGUUCGAGAACGUGACCAAGAACGACCUCUACGGCAGCUCCUUGACCAUAAUCACCGAGGUACGGGCCUCCUUUCCCCGGGUUGCACGCCAACUGGAUAGAGAGAGGGAGAGAGUAGAGUUUUGGGCAGACCCAAGUUAGGACGGGGGAUGGACUCAGCUGGGUCGGGUCUAAUUUUCUCCGGGCCCGACGCCACCUGGGGUAGCGAGAGAGAGAGAGAGAGAGAGAGCAGAUUUUUGGGCAGACCCAAGUUAGGACGGGGGAUGGACUCAGCUGGGUCGGGUCUAAUUUUCCCCGGGCUCGACACCACCUGGGUAGGUAUAUGUAUAUAUAUAUAGAGAGAGAGAGAGAGAGACAGACAGACAGACGGACAGAGCCUCAGAUUUUUGGAGCAGACCCAGUCAGGACGGGGGACGGACUCAGCUGGGUCGGUUCUAGUUUUCCCCGGGCUUGCUUUGAUCUUGCUUGAUAAUUAUUUGGCUUAAUUUAGCAAAGUUGGGGCCAACUGAUAUGGUUGACGAUCUAGUUUAAGAUGAGGACUAAGAUUGUUUUUAUGUAAUGGUGAUGUUGGUUUUGGAGGUGGAUUUCCACGGGCUGGAUGGUGUCGGAGGGCCGCUGUACACGGGCUCGGGGUGCUUCCACCGAAGAUGGUCUCUGAUGGGUAACAAGUACAGCGACGACUUCCGGGAAGACUGGAAGGCUGGUGGAAGGAGAAGCCUCAAAGAGAUCAGUGCCCUUGCCUUGGAGCAAAGAGCCAAGGUCCUUGCUGAUUGCAUCUUCGAGGACAACACCGAAUGGGGGAACGAGGUACCCCCUCUCCGUCUCCUUCCCGCUCUCUCCAUCUAUCUUCGUGUCUUUCUAUCUCUCUAUCUGUCUAUCUCUCUCUUCUCUCUCUACUGUCUCUCCCAUAAUGAUCCGCAGGUGGGUCUGUCUAUCUUUCUCCUCUCUAUCUCUCUCUCUUUCUCUCUCUCUCUCUAUCUCUAUCUAUCUAUCUAUCUAUCUAUCCUCUCUCUUUCUCUCUCUCUCUCUCGACUGUCUCUCAAGGAAAGAAUGAUCCGGGCAGGUCGGUCUCAAGUACGGGUGCCCGGUGGAGGACGUGAUAACCGGGCUGUCGAUUCAGUGCAAGGGCUGGAAGUCCGUCUUCUUCAACCCCACGCGGGGGGCCUUCCUGGGGAUCGCCCCCAUGACGCUCUCCCAGACGAUCCUCCAGCACAAGCGCUGGUCCGAGGGCGACUUCCAGAUCCUCCUCUCCCCCUUCUCCCCCUUCCUCUACGGUCGUCACUCCACUGGCCUUCUCCUCCAGAUGGGCUACUCCAUCUACUGCCUCUGGGCCCCGAACUCCAUCCCCACCAUUUGCUACUCCCUCAUCCCAUCUCUCUCUCUCCUCGGCCGCACCACCCUCUACCCCCAGGUAAACCGAUUCCAUUUGGGUUCUCUUCCUUUCCUGGAUAGGUCGUUCACAGGGAGACUGAAUAUGAUUCUUUUCCGGCAGGUUUCCAGCCUCUGGUUCUUGCCCUUCGCUUACGUCGCCGUCGCCGCCGCCGGGUACGGCCUCUGGGAGGCCCUCCGGUGCGGCAUGACGGCGAGGGGAUGGUGGAACGAGUGGAGGAUGUGGCUGUACAAGAGAUUCACCUCGUAUCUGUUCGGGUUCCUGGACACCCUUCUUCUGAAGGCGGGCUUCAGAAACUCCACCUUCGUCAUCACGGAGAAGGUCACCGGCAAGGACGUCGCCGGCAGGUUCGAAAGGGAGGAGAUGGAGUUCGGGGCUUCGUCCCCUUCCCUGUCGUUGACCAUCCUGGCGACGCUCGCCAUGGUCAACCUCUUCUGCCUGGCCGCAGCUGUGUGGAGGAUGGCGGCGGCGGAGGCGACGGCGGCGUUUCUCGGGGAGUUCUUCUUCCAGCUUCUGAUCUGCGGGCUUCUGGUCGCGAUCAACGGCCCUGUUUACAGGGCAAUGUUCUUCCGCAAGGACGGCGGCCGGAUGGCCGCCUCUGUGACCGUUACCUCGACGGCAGCGGCGGCGGCGGUGGUGUGCCUCGCAGCGGCGCUCAUGGCGUCCCCACGAGGGUUUAUCUGA
Messenger RNA from Spirodela intermedia, 3732 nucleotides. The record is from the annotation of a GenBank genome assembly. Lineage: Eukaryota; Viridiplantae; Streptophyta; Magnoliopsida; Alismatales; Araceae.